Trichogramma pretiosum is the source of this 1437-nucleotide messenger RNA. RefSeq names its product signal recognition particle receptor subunit beta (gene SrpRbeta). NCBI's taxonomy places the organism in Eukaryota, Metazoa, Arthropoda, Insecta, Hymenoptera, Trichogrammatidae. Gene Ontology annotation, molecular function: GTP binding. The record is from RefSeq and is a predicted model, not a curated record. The transcript is spliced from 3 exons. Gene Ontology annotation, biological process: Golgi to plasma membrane protein transport; protein localization to organelle; intracellular protein transport. The coding region runs from base 558 to 1319 and encodes 253 amino acids. Gene Ontology annotation, cellular component: Golgi apparatus.
AUAUUCAUUUAUUUCGAACUAAAAAUUAAUAAUUAAAACUGAAUUAGUUCCUUUUACUUAUGCGUUUUAAAUAUUGAGUAUUUUUAAAUGAUUGACCACCAAAAUUACCCAUAAUUUGAUAAGAUCGUUAAUAUCAUAUAAAAGUUGUACAAAUAUAAUGAUUAGACUAAAUUCUAGUUCAUCACAGAAGUUAUAAAUAUUUAAUAGGCAAACUUUUGAUGUUUUAUUUAAGUACUUUAAUUACAUCUUUAUUCAAUUGUGUUUUUAACAUCGAUUUUAAAAUAAGCUGUAAAAACUGAAAAUGGUAUGAAUCAAUGAAAAAGAACCCAUAUUAUUAUGAAGAAUCAUAGUUUUUAAAAUUUGAUCAUUUUUGACAACGCUCCUAAAUUUCAACGAACAUUUUUUACGUAGUUGGUUACCCUGAAAUCACUAAACCUUUUCGUAAAAAGUUUGCCGAGUGAAUAAAUUAAAUGAAUCAAACGUCACGUCACUAAGGUAUACAACUAGUCAACACAUAAGACAGCAGCAGCUGUUUACAUGCAUGACUCCGAAUUUGCAUGCUGCACGUAUCUCAGAAACUACUGAAAAACAUGGAAGAACGUGUUGAGCCAGUUAUUAACAACAGCACCGACUCCCAACUCAUGGGAGUCAUUGCUGCUGUUUUUGCUGUUAUUAUAACAAUAAUUCUUUUUGCCUUAUGGAGACGUAGAGCAUCUGUAGGCCAUAAUGUACUUAUAACUGGACUUUGUGAUGCUGGAAAAACACUAAUUUGGGCACGUUUGAUGCACACUAAAUAUGUGACAACUCAUACUUCUGUGAAAGAAAAUAUCAAUGAUUGUGUAGAAUAUAAUGUAAAAAUAGUUGAUAUUCCUGGACAUGAAAGACUGAGAUAUAAAUAUUUUGACAAAUAUAAAAAUUCAGCAAAAGGUCUUGUAUAUGUAAUAGACUCAUCAACAAUUCAAAGAGAUAUUAGAGAUGUUGCUGAAUUUCUUUACACAAUGCUGGCUGAUUCAACAAUGAGAAAAGUUCCUAUAUUGAUUCUUUGCAACAAGCAGGAUCAAACUUUAGCUAAGAGUAGUAAUGUUAUAAAAACUCUUCUUGAAAAAGAAAUCAAUCUUUUAAGAAUAACUAAAAGUAACCAGUUGGAGGCUACUGAUGCAUCUUCCACAAAUAUUUAUUUAGGAAAAUCUGGAAAGGACUUUGAAUUUUCUCAUCUUGAUAACAAAGUAGAUUUUGCAGAAAGCAGUGCUUUUGUAAAAAAUAGUGAUACACCAGCUCAGCUUGAGAUACUGACCUCGUGGUUAAUGAAUUUAGUUUAAUGUUAGUAAUUUUCUGUACAAGUUAUUCAAUUUACUGACUUAUAUCUUACAACUGCCAUGUUGAAUUGAAAAAUUAAUUCAAAAAUAUUUUUUAAUAAUAAAAUUUUAAUUUUUACCA